Chondrus crispus (carragheen) is the source of this 1023-nucleotide messenger RNA. RefSeq lists its product as hypothetical. Lineage: Eukaryota; Rhodophyta; Florideophyceae; Gigartinales; Gigartinaceae. The record is from RefSeq and is a predicted model, not a curated record. The transcript has 3 exons. Bases 1 to 315 code for a protein of 104 amino acids.
AUGUGCCUGUUCCGCCUCCAGUUUUGUUUGCUGGUCUCGCUACGCGCAGUCUCUACGUUGGACGACACUAUUCCCCGCACACUGACGCAACUGCGCGCGACGCAUAGAAAAGAUGUACCGGCUACUUUUUUGCGGAGAGGGGCAUCGAGGCGUCGGGUAACUAGAAACAACUUCAAAUACAUACAAAUUUCUCCUGGCACAUCAUCCCUUACUACAUAUACCGUGGGUACAACCCCUCCUGUCCUGGCCGGGACAUCCCCUUUUGCCCAGUGGUUAUUCACACACUCACAAUCACACUACUCCAAGAGCUCGUAAAAGUGCAGUCUUGCAUAAGAACCAAUUUCUACCUGGAUCGCAAUGUGCCGACCUGAAGUAGAACAGAACCAACGAUCUCCCGCAACGGUUGCUAGGCGGAUUUCGUCAUCUCCUGUCUUGUAGAACACUCCAUCUUCAUCUUGCUUUUGCCGAAUCCUCAGUUUCCUCUCCAGUUUCCUCUCUAGAUCCGCCGCCGUGAGUUUGCCCUCAUUCGUAUCGAUGAACUGGCGCAGAUCGCUCUCUUUGAGAUACCCAACACCAUCGUAUUGCUUUUCGCAGACAGCGCUUUGACUCGUCACGGACAGCGUCACGGACAGGAUUCGCAACUUUCCUCCUCCAUCAAACAUUGUAGUACCCAACGUCGCUAUUCGCGACCCGUCCCGGAACCAAGCAAUCUGCGCAAUCUUCAUUCGAUAUUCUUCACUGUUUGUGCACCUUAACAUCACCCCUGUCUCAAUAUCCCAUAUCGCAAGCUCUUCUCCAAUUCCAAGGGCUACGCGUCGUCCGUCGUCAGACCAUUCCAGCGGAUCGGGUGGUGAAUAUAUAUCCUUAUAAUAUCUCUCGAGCUGGCACUGGUACCGAUAUGUUACACCUGUCUCCCAAUUCCAGAUCAUAACUCCGACUCCGACUCUGCUUGGUUUCCCAUUUUCAUCAAUUACUUAUUAUAUCCAGUUGACGCGAUCCACUUGUCAUCUGGAGACCACUUCA